This is a messenger RNA of Lolium perenne, 742 nucleotides long. RefSeq lists its product as uncharacterized. The record is from RefSeq and is a predicted model, not a curated record. NCBI's taxonomy places the organism in Eukaryota, Viridiplantae, Streptophyta, Magnoliopsida, Poales, Poaceae.
CCUGCAAACUUCACCAAACCGAACACACAAAACACAGAACAGUUUCACCAUGUCUCCUUUCGCCUGCCUCGCCGCCUUCUCCCUCGCACUGGCCUCGCUGUCAUCGCCGGCUGCAGCCAUGAGCAUCCCCAGCCAUAACCAUGGCGCCGCUGUCGGGGCACCCGUCGUGCCCUCGUGGAAGCAGUUCCUGCAGGUGCAGAACGACGCCCGGGGCGCGGUCGGCGUGCAGCCGUUGACAUGGAACUGGACGAUCGAGCUGGACGCCAUGAGGUACGCGAACGAGCUCCGGGUCCCCUGCAGCCUAUCGCCGAUAGCGUGGCCCACCGACGGGGUCUACGGGCGGAACCUCUACCGGGCCGGCGGGCACCACAACGCGGCGCACGCGGCGGCGGCGUGGGUGGACGAGCGGCGGUGGUUCGACCGCCGCGCCAACGCCUGCGCGCAGGGCAAGACGUGCGGGGACUACACGCAGGUGGUGUGGAACACCACCACGCACGUCGGCUGCGCCCGCCGGACAUGCAAGAACGGCCUCGACACCGUCGCCGUCUGCAACUACUUCCCUCCCGGAAACUAUGUCGGCGUGGCGCCCUACUGAUCAAUUCAUUUACUACGCAAGCCAACGUCCGGAUAUAUGUCCAAAGUUCAAAUAACGUAUACGACACCCAAGAUACUAUGUUGAUAUGAACCUUGUAUCCCUGGACAAGGUUCUGUUUUGUUUCACUGAAACUUCAGCCGAACUUCA